This is a messenger RNA of Oncorhynchus kisutch (coho salmon), 1693 nucleotides long. RefSeq names its product balbiani ring protein 3-like. Gene Ontology annotation, cellular component: extracellular region. Bases 17 to 1507 code for a protein of 496 amino acids. The transcript has 11 exons. NCBI's taxonomy places the organism in Eukaryota, Metazoa, Chordata, Actinopteri, Salmoniformes, Salmonidae. Gene Ontology annotation, biological process: antibacterial humoral response; innate immune response. Gene Ontology annotation, molecular function: serine-type endopeptidase inhibitor activity. The record is from RefSeq and is a predicted model, not a curated record.
CAGUCUUGAAGUCAGCAUGGACAUGAAUUUGUCAGCGCGUUGUGCUUUGGUUCUUUUUCUGUUGGCAUUUGUAGAUUUGAAAAUAGUCUCUGCUGCAGAAACGGAAGGCACAUCUACAGCAAAGCCUGGAGUGUGCCCUGUUAGACGAUGGGGCAUGGGGAUAUGUGCAGAGUUAUGUUCCAAUGACAGUGACUGCCCCAAUGACGAAAAAUGCUGCCACAAUGGAUGUGGGCAUAACUGCAUUGCACCUUACACAGCAAAGCCUGGAGUGUGCCCUCGUAGACCUUGGGGCGUAGGGACGUGUGCAGAGUUCUGUUCCAAUGACAGUGACUGCCCCAAUGAUGAAAAAUGCUGCUACAAUGGAUGUGGGCAUAACUGCAUUGCUCCGUACACAGCAAAGCCUGGAGUGUGCCCUCGUAGACGAUGGGGCGAAGGGACGUGUGCAGAGUUAUGUUCCAAUGACAGUGACUGCCCCAAUGAUGAAAAAUGCUGCCACAAUGGAUGUGGGCAUAACUGUAUUGCACCGUACACAGCAAAGCCUGGAGUGUGCCCUCGUAGACGAUGGGGCGAAGGGACGUGUGCAGAGUUAUGUUCCAAUGACAGUGACUGCCCCAAUGAUGAAAAAUGCUGCCACAAUGGAUGUGGGCAUAACUGUAUUGCACCGUACACAGCAAAGCCUGGAGUGUGCCCUCGUAGACGAUGGGGCGUAGGGACGUGUGCAGAGUUAUGUUCCAAUGACAGUGACUGCCCCAAUGAUGAAAAAUGCUGCCACAAUGGAUGUGGGCAUGACUGUAUUGCACCGUACACAGCAAAGCCUGGAGUGUGCCCUCGUAGACGAUGGGGCGAAGGGACGUGUGCAGAGUUAUGUUCCAAUGACAGUGACUGCCCCAAUGAUGAAAAAUGCUGCCACAAUGGAUGUGGGCAUGACUGUAUUGCACCGUACACAGCAAAGCCUGGAGUGUGCCCUCGUAGACGAUGGGGCAUGGGGAUGUGUGUGGAGUUCUGUUCCAAUGACAGUGACUGCCCCAAUAAUGAAAAAUGCUGCCACAAUGGAUGUGGGCAUAACUGCAUUGCACCUCUCACAGUGCCAAUCCUCCCAAAGGCAGGUCAGUGCCCGCGGCUUCUGAACGUGGUGCCAUCACAAAAGGGAUGCUUUUGCGAUGAGGACUGUCCUGGAGAUGACAAAUGCUGCGUAUUUGACUGCGGCGCAGUGUGUGUCCCACCUGCCUUCACAAAGCCUGGAGUGUGCCCUCGCAGACGAUGGGGUUCAGGGAUGUGUGCCGAGUUCUGUUCCAAUGACAGUGACUGCCCCAAUGAUGAAAAAUGCUGCCACAAUGGAUGUGGGCAUGAGUGCAUUGCACCGUACACAGUGAAACCUGGUCGCUGUGCCCUGCCUAAGGGGACCCCCAUGUGUGCUGAGUUCUGUUACCAUGACGGCCAGUGCCCCGAGGAACAGAAGUGUUGCCGGACAACCUGCGGCCACGCCUGCAGUGAGCCCUGCUCAUAGGACAGCAAGGUUUGGGUCUGGAGAGAAGUGACAGCACUCAUAGACUCCUCAAAUCAUAUCAAUAAAAAAAAGAAGAGUUCUCCUUCAAGAAGAGGAAUGCUUGUUUUUUUUUUUUAGGGGGGGGGUGUACUUGUUUGUAUUCCAAUCAAUAAAGCGGUAUGUGCAGCCUUUAUAUACAUUCCAGUA